This is a messenger RNA of Rhagoletis zephyria (snowberry fruit fly), 516 nucleotides long. RefSeq names its product homeotic protein deformed-like. NCBI's taxonomy places the organism in Eukaryota, Metazoa, Arthropoda, Insecta, Diptera, Tephritidae. Gene Ontology annotation, biological process: positive regulation of transcription by RNA polymerase II; anterior/posterior pattern specification. Gene Ontology annotation, cellular component: nucleoplasm. Gene Ontology annotation, molecular function: DNA-binding transcription factor activity, RNA polymerase II-specific; RNA polymerase II cis-regulatory region sequence-specific DNA binding. The record is from RefSeq and is a predicted model, not a curated record.
AUGUGGUUUAGCGAUAAAGAAAGUUACUUGCCACAAGUAAAAUUUCUGCGAAAUAUCACAAAUGGUUCCUACCAACCUGGCAUGGAACCGAAACGGCAGCGCACCGCCUACACACGCCAUCAGAUACUCGAACUGGAAAAGGAAUUCCAUUACAAUCGUUAUCUCACUCGUCGCAGACGCAUCGAAAUCGCACAUACGCUGGUGUUGUCGGAACGGCAAAUAAAAAUCUGGUUCCAGAAUCGACGUAUGAAGUGGAAAAAAGAUAAUAAAUUGCCAAAUACUAAGAAUGUGAGGAAGAAAACGGUAGACGCAAAUGGAAAUCCAACACCAGUAGCGCCGAAGAAAUCAAAAAGGGUUAGUGCUAAGAAACAGGCGCAGCAACUGCAACAGACAACCCAGCAACAGUCGCAACAGCAACAACAAAAACCAGUGAUAAAUGAGUAUGCAGGUGGCAAGUCGAGUCUCCCUUGUACCCCUGGGGGUACACCUGGACCGCUUUGGGAAUCACUGGUGUAG